Molecule: messenger RNA, 1422 nt
Organism: Entrophospora candida
Lineage: Eukaryota; Fungi; Glomeromycota; Glomeromycetes; Entrophosporales; Entrophosporaceae
Source: the annotation of a GenBank genome assembly
AUGACCAAGACCUCACCUCGACGAAUCCCACGUAGACGAGGAGAUUCUUCUAGACAAGCUGCUUUCACUUUUCUUUCUAAUAUCAGCCUUGAUAACAACGAUCACUUGCAUAUUGACACCAAAAAAGCGUUUAGCACUAUUGAAAAAGUUUCUAAUAAUGAAGCAACAACAGGAAGCCAUGUUACUUCCAAAACUGGAAUAUCACCCAAUAAAAAAAUAUUUAAUAACGAUAAAACUUCCCCCAUAGUUUUAAAGGAGGGUCAUCUUGACAAUUUAAAUUCUUCUAGUGAUGUCCGUUUAAGAAGUAAUAGCCUUCGUGAAGAAGCAGCUAUAAAUUUCUUGACGAACAUUAAUCUUGACUCUAACAGGAAUCAACAUCCUUCAAGAGAAAGUUUAACUAGCCCAACAACAAUUUCAGUGUUUGAGGCUAGUGAUGAUAACUUACUCAAUGAAGUAGAUGAUAAUGUGGGCAACCAAGAAAAUUUAGAAGGUUCAUCAUCAUCGCCAUCAUCUGCUUAUGUUAGAAGACGUAGAAGUUCAACAUCAACAUUAAAUUCCGAUACGAGUUCUUCUUCUUCAAUUUCUUGUACAUUGUCUAACUCUCCAAAUCAUCCAACGGCAACAAAAUCGUUAUCAAUUACCCGCAAUAAAUUGGAACAACAUCGCCCAAAUAAACAAGCAGAUAAUGUGAUUAACACUAAUCCUAUCAGCAAUAGUACUUCUAUUGGUGAUCAAAAUAAUAAUCGUAAACAACAACAAAGUGGCGUUGGUUCAUUCUUGACUACUUCGGCACCGCUUGGAAUUUUUUCAAUGUUGGGAUAUUCAGACAAGAAGUCCAAGCAUCAGAGAAAUCAUAAAGAAAAUUUAAAAAAAAUAUCAACAGAUUUGGAAAUUACAAAAAGUAGAAAGGUUACGAGCAAUUAUGAUCCAAGAUCGUUAGAUGACCCAGAAUUGAAAACAGAAAGACAACCUUCUUCAAACGAGUUUCAAGAAGCCAAACCAAACAAACAUCGUUCAAUGUUAAAAGCUAAUGAAAGAUUUCGUCAAUUGCAUCCUGAAAUUGAUCCAUCUUUAACUCUAAGCCAAAUUCGAAAAGUCAAGGCUAAAUUAUUGGCAGCAACUACUUACGAAAAUUUAGAUUUAGAACUUUCUACUGUCGCGAAAUCAUAUGCAUAUUUUGAAAAACUUAUUUUAAAGUCACUACAUAAAAAUUUGGAGGUUACGAAAAAAGAAAUUUUAGAACAAGAAUUUUCAGUUUUUUCAUCUUUAGAAUUUGAACUUUAUCUACAUAAUCAAGAAUAUAUGCCACAUUUCGAAAGGCUUUUUACUAAUUUGAAUAUAAAAAAUAAGCAGGAAUAUUUGGGCGACAAUCCUUUUUACGAAAUUAAUUAUUCAAAAAGAAAUAACGAUAUAGAUUUAUAG